CAAUCAAACAAGUGUAAUUUUUGAACAACAAUCUCAAUUUGCCUCUCUCAUCGGCGGCGGCGGCGGCGGCGGCGAAGAUGAUGCACAUGACCUUCUACUGGGGCAAAAACGUCACCGUUUUGUUCGAUUUCUGGAAAACCGAUUCCUGGACCAGCUACGCCCUCACCUUGUUCGUCUCCUUCCUCUUCUCCGUCUUCUACCAGUACAUGGAGGACCGCCGUCUCCGAUUCAGGAUUGCCGGAUCCUCCUCCUCACCCGGAAGCAACAAGGCGAAUCCGGCGGACGCUCCUCUGAUCCGAUCCGCCGGCGGCCGCCGGGUCUCGGCGGCGAGAAUGACAGGAGCUCUGCUUUUCGGGAUAAGUUCGGCCGUCGGAUACCUCCUGAUGCUGGCCAUCAUGUCUUUCAACGCCGGCGUAUUCAUCGCCGUCGUCGUCGGCCUCGCCGUCGGGUACCUGUUUUUCCGGAGCGGCGGAGACGAUGACUUGGUGGUGGUGGGUAAUUCGUGCGCUUGUGCUUAAGUCAAGACGAUUCCGUAUUUAAGGAACUGAUUUUUCAUUUCUUGUUGGUAUGGCUAUUCCACCAUUCCCGCCUCUUCGUAUCUGCCUGCGUUAAAGUUACUCCAUAUAGACAAAAACAAAAUUCUGCCUAUAUAAUUUGUUCAAAUGCAAAAUUAGGAUAUUUAAUACUCCACAGAAAUUUUUGUUUAUUUCUACGUUUUUAUUAGUUAUUUGAUAAAAUAAAAUAUUUUGGAUACU
Cuscuta campestris is the source of this 755-nucleotide messenger RNA. NCBI's taxonomy places the organism in Eukaryota, Viridiplantae, Streptophyta, Magnoliopsida, Solanales, Convolvulaceae. The record is from the annotation of a GenBank genome assembly.